Drosophila willistoni is the source of this 837-nucleotide messenger RNA. Its product is annotated as antigen 5 like allergen Cul n 1. The transcript has 3 exons. The coding region runs from base 43 to 837 and encodes 264 amino acids. The record is from RefSeq and is a predicted model, not a curated record. NCBI's taxonomy places the organism in Eukaryota, Metazoa, Arthropoda, Insecta, Diptera, Drosophilidae.
GAUCAGGAUUUGCAUUAAAGCAUUAACGCACAACGCCAGAGGAUGAAGCCGUUUUGCCAGUUACUCAUCAUCAUAUUCACUUUUUUGGCCAUUAAAUCAUGUAUAAGCCAGCCCUUAUCCUGGUGUGAUCCCGCCCUUUGUUCCCCGGGAACAACUCAUGUUGCCUGCAAUAAUAAUGGGGAAUUCAAUGAGAACUGCUCACCGGAUGCUGCCAUGAUCAAUAUGAAACCGUAUCGUGAUUUUAUACUACAUGAGCAUAAUAAACGCAGGAAUUUCAUAGCCUCUGGUUCGUUGCCGGGUUAUUAUCCAGCUGCUCGCAUGGCCACCAUGAUCUGGGAUGAGGAAUUGGAAUAUUUGGCUACACUCAAUCUAAAGACCUGCAAUUUGGAUCACGAUGAUUGUCAUAAUUCAUAUCGUUUUCGGAAUUUGGGACAAAAUCUAUCCGGUGUAGAUCGAUUUCGUAAUUGGCCCAUGAAUGUGACCAAUCUUAUAGAGCAAUCCAUGGGUCUCUGGUUUGGUGAAUAUGAUGUGAUUGAUAACAGUUAUAUAACUAAUUUUCGUGUGGUCAAUGAUCUCGAAAAGUAUGGCCACUUUGUGGAAACUGUGGUGGAUCGGAAUACUCAUGUUGGCUGUGCCAUGAUGCGUUUCACCAGACCCGACUAUCCAUUCCUUUACAUCUACAAUACGGCCUGUAACUAUGCCAGUGUCUAUGCCAUUGGGGUUCCUGUCUAUAAAGUGGGUGAACCGGCUUCCGAAUGCAAAACCGGUUCGAAUCCUUCCUAUCCAGCUCUUUGCUCUGCCAAGGAAGUAUUUAAUCCCAAUUAUAAUUUAUUUUAA